Molecule: messenger RNA, 1860 nt
Organism: Sclerotinia borealis F-4128
Lineage: Eukaryota; Fungi; Ascomycota; Leotiomycetes; Helotiales; Sclerotiniaceae
Source: the annotation of a GenBank genome assembly
AUGAUCGAGUCCCACACCCCUAAACUCCAUCUCCUCACGAUCCCACGCGAGAUUCAACAAGAGAUUUACUCAUAUCUUCUUGUUAACCCCAUUCUAGGGAAGGCAGCUUCAGUCUCGGCGGCAACCGACUUUGGCAGUUCCCAGGCAUACGAUCUACACACCAAUAUUCUUUACGUGUGUAAGAGAACAUACCAGGAAGGUAUCUUGACCUUGUACGGCAACCCCAUUUUCAUGGACUGCAGCAAAAGUCCGGGUAUUUGGGAACUUCAAAACGGCACCGAUCAAGAGCUUAUAUAUGACCACGAAGAUUUUGAAAAUGGAAUUGAGGAGCCUAACAUCAUAAAUUUGUGCCCACUGACCCGGUACACAAAUAAUGAGCCGAAGGAGCAUGUCGCCAAGCCGCCAUUUCGUAACACUCCAGCCGUUCAGCAUGUGAAAAGCUGGAAUGUCCUCUUGUCCGCUAUCGAUAGAACGUAUUGGAGCUCGGAUCCUUUUGCCGAGUUCUGCGUUGCAUUGCAUCCACAUUCGGGAAUCUCGCUGGAACUGUCUGUCUUACCCAUGGGCUUUAUCUGCCAGCACGUCAAUCCGCCUGACAUAGUAACUCAAGAUCAAGAUGUUGGACAGGUCAAUAAUCUCUUGCCUUUGAAAAUGCUCCGAAACAUCAAGAAUCUUGUUUUCAAGACUGCCGAAGUCGAUUCGAUCCCAGACUACUGCUACGGCAUAGAUAAUGAAGAGACCGACUUGAGCGUACCUGAUCUUCCAUCGCCAGAGCUCAUGGAGGAGUACUACAAGCUCACGAGUGGAGAAGCUCCAGUGAUUGAAUGUGUGGGUCGCAUGUGGGACAAACUUUUGCAGUGUGUCUCCACUUUCGAGCGUGCUAAACUGCACAUCAGCGACGGGACUUGCGGUAUCCAUUAUCGUGGUUUCAGAUUUCAUGACGUACGAACACCGAGUAAUUUGGCGGUUAAUGAUAUACCAAGCCACCCAGAUAUCCCUCAUUCAUUGGCAGAGGACCCAAACUAUCGAGGUGCAAGAGCAAUAGCCGAUACCACAGUCUCUUCAUCUCUCGAACACACCGAAUCUACCGAAGAUGUCGUCCAUUUUAAACAAUACCGACGCCAGCUCCUUGAGACUCUCGAGCCUCAGUACCAACGGAUUCGAAGAUGUGCCACUAAAAUCCGAGAGUACUUGCAACAUGAAAAUGGGCCGAAUGGGAUUUUUGUGAUCCGUCCUUCCAGUGUCGACGAUCGGAAACAAUACUGGGACAGGAUCGCAAAAGGUAUUGAUCUUUUGGAGGAAUACGAAUACUCAUUUAUAAGAAGUCUCACAGAGGAGGUCCAGCUUUCCAUACAAAAACAAAAUAAGUUCAUAGUACUGAAGUACAAGUUUCUUAAUAGUGAACUGUUGAUGCAUAGUGUCGCCUGGGCUUAUAAGAAAGGGAUAUGGAGAGCAGUUACAGAAUGGUAUAAGCUGGCCGUUGCAUGCAUGGAAAAGCAAUUUUUCAAAUUGCAAUGGUGUAGGAUGGAUCUAUUCAUGUGGGAUGUCUUAGACAACAAGGAUGUUGAUAUGAUUAUUCAGCCCGAGGUAUAUGAGGAGACUGUCUUCAGGAAAGAGCAGAUAUCGAACAGAAAGCUCGAUCUCAACAUGAUCAUGAAGAGAAUUGAGGAUAAAACCACCGAUCUGGAUAGUCUCAUGCAUAUCCUCAUGUCACUUGAAAUUGACAUUAUCGAUGGGGGUAGCGACGACGAGAAUAGAGACGAUGAGGAUAGCGAUGGCAGUGACGAUCCAGUCGCCAAUGAAGGUCUCGAAGGCUCUUCUGAGAAUGACGAAGCUAGUUCUGCAGGGGAUAUCGGAUCAUGA